GUGUUGGACUUUUCUCGUGCGGAGCCGUAGACUGAGGUAGAGGAUGAGCGCAUCGCAGCCAGAGCCUUGAAUGCGCUCGAUCGGGUUCUUGAAUUCGAUCUGCCGAAGGUUUGAAUCUUCUUUCUUCUUCGACACGCCUGGCGUCUUCUUGUUUUGGCGAGCUCGAGGCCCCAGGAUGCCCGUGUGAGCAUAAUUGUGAGGAAUUCUCGACCUUCAAAGGUCAAACGUCCUCAUGCUGCAUCCGGAGUUUUACUGCUCGAAAAAUUAUCGAAAGAAGGCGACCACACUGGUUUCCUUGUGAAAUUGAGCAGAUCUUGAAAUGCUGUGCUUUUGCAAGUGCGCGGAACAAACGCGGCGGAGCUCACUGUAUUAUUGCCGGUGCUGCCACAGUACGUAGUUGCGUUCAUUCCGAAGCUCGGCUAGCUAAAAAGGAGCGAGAGUUGGAGGGUGGGCUUUUGAUAUGCUGACCACGAUGCAGGCGUGGUUCAAAGGAGGUCCGACUAGUGAAGCCGGCGGACAAGGCUCGUUGUUAGAUGACUGGAAUAGCUAUGCCGGUGCUCAGCAGAGCACCGGUACUGGAAUCGAUCUGGAGUCUGCCGUUCCAGAGUCGUUCGCACCCUUGCUUAAAACUGCCAACGAAACGAUGAUGGGAGCUUUCAACUCGGUAACAAGCCGAGUACGAGAGCUGCCGGGAAGUGUGUCGAGUGUGACCACAAACAUGCCUUCCACUAAACAAAUAAUGUAUUUUGGCCUUCUGCUGGCGGUGGGAGUGUUCUUCGUUUUCCUGGCCUUCGCGCUUUUCCUCCCUGUUAUGGCUUUAAUGCCGCAGAAGUUUGCCAUCACAUUCACUCUUGGCUGCCUCUUCAUUAUGGGUUCAUUCUUCGCCCUGAAGGGCCCUAAAGCUCAGCUCUUUCACAUGAUUUCAAAAGAGAGACUCCCAUUCACUUGUGUUUUCUUGGCAAGCAUGUGUGCAACAAUUUUCGUCUCCAUGUAUCUUCACAGCUAUCCAUUAUCUCUGCUUUUCUCGAUCAUCCAGGUAUUGGCUAUGUUGUAUUAUGUCUUAUCAUACUUUCCAGGAGGUACAACUGGGCUGAAAUUUAUAGGCACCUUCCUUACCGGAUCAGUUACCAAGCUUUUUGGACAGUAAGGUGGAGUUGGGUUGUUAAACAAAGGUAGAGCUUCCUCUUUGCAAGAAAGAGCCUCAAAAGGUUUGUGUGAUAUUUUCUCUUCAUAACGAUGAUUGGCACAUGAACAUUGGGUCUACUUGGUAAUGUGAACUUUUCUUCAGAUGUUUGUGCAAGCAGUCUUUAUUCUUGGAGUUAUACCCCGUCUUCGCAACUACUAUCACCGAUGAUUUGUCUAUGGAUAUGACAAUUUCAAGGCGCUAUGAAUGUUCGGAGCUUGACUUGGACCACCUGCAGCUUGAGUAAAUACAACAUACAGCAUUAAGAGAAAAUAUCCCACAUCACAUGAAG
Messenger RNA from Marchantia polymorpha subsp. ruderalis, 1475 nucleotides. The record is from the annotation of a GenBank genome assembly. Lineage: Eukaryota; Viridiplantae; Streptophyta; Marchantiopsida; Marchantiales; Marchantiaceae.